Molecule: messenger RNA, 2579 nt
Organism: Seriola aureovittata
Lineage: Eukaryota; Metazoa; Chordata; Actinopteri; Carangiformes; Carangidae
Product: heparan sulfate glucosamine 3-O-sulfotransferase 5
Exons: 5
Coding region: 618-1655 (345 amino acids)
Molecular function (GO): [heparan sulfate]-glucosamine 3-sulfotransferase activity
Source: RefSeq, a predicted model, not a curated record
CAGCGGCACCACAGCGAAGCUCCACGCGUCCCCGCCGCCACACUCAUCCGCGGGGGUGCUGGAGGAGGGGCGCUCCGAUACAAAGUGGACUUGAGGAGAGGGGAUGCUUCCUGUUUUCACUUUCACAGCCCACUAAAACCAGAGAAGAGGUAGCAAUCCAGGACGCAUAGUGACUUCUUUCUGCGUGUUUUUCUUUUUUCCUUUUUUUUUUUUUUUUGCGCACCUGGCUGCACGAACGAGCGGAGCAUCCGAAUUUGGAGCCGUCUAGCCGCCGCUACUUGUCCCGUACUAACCUGAGCCUGCAAAAGCCUCCAAAGGGGGGGAUGUGGAGAGGCUUUCUGACCUCCGCUGCAUCCCGGCUGGUCCCCCUGAGCUCCUGGCGGGAAGGGUAACCGCCGCGUCCUGGUGAGGAUGCCGAGCAGAUACUGGAUCUGCGUGUGCGCAUAAAGAAGCAUCCGGGUGCUCAACUCCACCUCUGGCAGUCAUGAGGAAUAGAGGGCUCGGCAGACAAGAGCAGGCAGGGAUAAACGAGAUGGAAAGUCAGGGAGCGAGCUGCGUUCGACAGGUCAGCGGAAGAACCGGGCUGAAGACGCAGUCCUGAAGAUUGAUGGAGGGCCAUGCUAUUCAAACAGCAGGCAUUGCUGAGACAGAAGCUCUUCGUUCUGGGCAGCCUCGCUAUCGGAAGUGUCCUUUAUCUCGUAGCCAGGGUUGGGACCUUGGAUAGGCUUCAGCCUAUUUGCCCCAUUGAAAGGAGACUGACCCCCCCUGAGCCAGAGCAAAUCCCUCUCCGCACCCUGCAGUUUAAGCGUGGCCUGCUCCAUGAAUUGCGUAAGGGCAAUGCCACCAAAGAGCAAAUCCGCCUGCACAACCUGGUCCAGCAGCUGCCUCGGGCCAUCAUCAUCGGGGUGCGCAAAGGGGGCACCCGGGCCCUGCUGGAGAUGCUCAACCUGCAUCCAGCGGUGGUCAAAGCCUCACAGGAGAUCCACUUCUUUGACAAUGACCAAAACUACGCCCGGGGCAUCGACUGGUACAGAGGGAAAAUGCCCUUCUCCUUCCCUCAUCAGAUCACCAUUGAGAAGAGCCCCGCCUACUUCAUCACAGAGGAGGUCCCUGAACGCAUCUUCAAGAUGAACUCCUCCAUCAAGCUGCUGAUCAUCGUCCGGGAGCCGACAACCAGAGCCGUGUCCGACUACACGCAAGUUCUGGAGGGCAAGGAGCGCAAGAACAAGACCUACCACAAGUUUGAGAAGCUGGCCAUCGACGCCAACACCUGUGAGGUGAACACAAAGUACAAAGCUGUCCGGACCAGCAUCUACACCAAACAUUUGGAGCGCUGGCUGAAGUACUUUCCCGUGGAGCAGUUCCACAUCGUGGACGGGGACCGCCUUAUCACGGACCCGCUGCCCGAGCUGCAGCUCGUCGAGCGCUUCCUCAACCUUCCCUCAAGGAUCAGCCAAUAUAACCUGUACUUCAACGCCACCAGGGGAUUCUACUGUCUGCGAUUUAACAUUGUCUUCAACAAGUGCCUGGCAGGCAGCAAGGGCCGCAUCCAUCCAGAGGUGGACCCGUCAGUGGUGACUAAACUGCAGAAGUUCUUUCACCCCUUCAAUCAGAAGUUUUACCAGAUCACUGGGAGAACAUUCAACUGGCCGUGAUGAGCUUUGAACUUCACUGAGAUUCCUUGGAUUGGUGUUUGUUUGUUUGUUUUUUUUAAAACACUUAAACGCUAUGAGAUCUCAUAAGAUAUUAAUAGCACUUUGACUGAAUUUAAUACAAGAACGACAGUGUGACCAAAUAUAAAGAGGAACUUGAUGUACGUUUGUUUUUAUGUGUGUUAUUACUAAAAGAUUCAGUUCAAAGCACUUGAUCUUGCCAAUUCAUUCACCUGUCUGUCAAUGUUCCCCAUGAAGAAAAGAACCAGUACUGAACUGUGAUUAACUAAAGAGAUUAUUUUUGUUGCUUUUUAAAGGGACUAUCAAACACUGACAUCCAUGCUGUUAAGAUAAGCUUUAAGUGUGAUGCUUUUUUUCAUGAUGAAACCCCAUAAAAGACGACAAAAUGACAGCUCAUAAACAACAAGAUUGUUCAUUUGUUCCCCGUCAUGUUGUUUAUUUGACCAAAACUUGCAUGUGCAAUCAAGAUGCCAUUAUACAGUAACAUUAUAGGAUCUUGUCUUCUGUUCAUAUUGUUUUUCACCGCAUUUUCCUCCUAAUUCAUGCUGUGAUGAAUCCAUUAGAGGGUGACCUCGAAUUCUCACCCAAGAUAUUAUCAUUACCCAGAAAAAAGGAUCAUCAGAAUGAGUCUGAUUUUAAAUCCUUCAAAGCGUUUCAGACUUGAGCUCGUGUUUGAUUGUAAGUACGUUGUUUCUUCCCCUACAGAUUUUUCAUUGGUUUGCGAAAUACCUGGCAAAAAAAGCCAUAUUGAAAAAAAAUAUAAAGUUGUCGUCUGAUGAUUCUUGUCAAACCAACUGCUUAUUCUAAGAUGAUUAACGAAAUAUGUCUGUUUCUGUGCAAAUAUUCAUUCUGUAUCAUGUGUGUUGUUAAAAAAAAGGUUAAAUUAAAAGAACAUGUAAACAUUGU